Phanerochaete carnosa HHB-10118-sp is the source of this 4074-nucleotide messenger RNA. RefSeq lists its product as uncharacterized. Gene Ontology annotation, molecular function: manganese ion binding; metalloaminopeptidase activity. The record is from RefSeq and is a predicted model, not a curated record. The coding region runs from base 67 to 1761 and encodes 564 amino acids. The transcript has 8 exons. Lineage: Eukaryota; Fungi; Basidiomycota; Agaricomycetes; Polyporales; Phanerochaetaceae.
AAAGCACUUCCCGCCUUGAGAACGUCAAGCACUGUACUUCAUCGUCAUUCACGCUCUCUUAGCGUCAUGUAUCCAGCUCAAGCGCACGUCGUGAAGACGUUUGACAAACUCGUCAAUCUUGUCCCAGAUGCAGACAAAGCUCGGCCACAAAUCGUCUUGCUCGUCGGAGAAGUGACGCCGUUCAGAAAUGACACGGAUCGCGAGAUGACUUUCCGCCAGGAAUCUAACUUCUUCUACCUUACAGGCUGCACUGUGCCCUCUUCCUACGCAUUGCUCGUCUCGCAACCCGGGACAUCGCUCACGCUCCAUCCCUCCGUGCAGCUAUUCAUCCCUCCCAUCUCUCCCGAGGAUAUCAUGUGGUCUGUGCCUCCGCCCACACCCGAAGUUGCCUCCUCGACGCAUGACGCCACGUCCGUGAAACUCACCACAGACUUCGCCGCGGCGCUCGAGGAGACGCUGCGCGCAUAUCCCGACGCGCUCGUGCACGUCCUGCCACACUCAUCCCUCGGGUCUGCCACCGUCCCGCUCUUCCCCAUCCUGCCUCAGCGUUUCCGCGAUGUUAUCACUACCAUCCUCGGAAACGUCGUCGCCGAUUCGAAGGUCACCAACGCGUACCUCCUCAGCGCCAUCCAUCUGGCGCGGCUCACGAAGGACUCUUACGAGAUUGCGGAGAUCCGCAGGGCGAACGAGAUUAGCUCACGCGCGCACGAGACGGUCAUGCGUGUGCUCGGCCUGGGAGUCAAACACCUGCAGGAGGGCAAGGUUGUCAAAGUGCAGGGUCGCCCACACCUCCCUGGCGAAUGGCUCAUCGAGAAGGAAGCUGAGGCUGAGGCACUGUUUGUUGCAAGUUGUAGGCGUGAAAACGCAGUGCACCAGGCAUACAUGCCGAUCGUAGCGUCGUCGACGCGCGCAUCUACGUUGCAUUACUGCUGCAACGACAAGGCCUUUGCUUGGGGACCAGUCGGAGCUAAAGAUCACCUGAACAAUGGGCAUCUCACGCAUACUCACCCAGGCGAAGAUGAGCACUACAGCCGCAAGACUUUCGUUCCGCAAGUCCUGCUUAUCGAUGCGGGGUGCGAAUGGGACUGCCACGCUUCCGACAUCACACGGACGAUGCCCGUCGGCAAUGGCGGCCGCUUCACCUCCGAGGCCGCCGCCAUUUACGACCUGGUGCUCGAGAUGCAGUCCGAGUCGUUCAAGAUCCUGCGCCCGGGUCUGCACUGGGACGCCGUGCAGCUACUCUGCCACCGCGUGCUCGUGCGCGGUUUCCAGAAGCUCGGCAUCCUGCACGCGCCGAACGCGGAGACGGGGCCCAGCGUACCGAGCGGCGGCGGGUCGCGCUACUCGGAGGAGGCGAUCAUUGCGAGCGGCGUCAGCACUGCGUUUUUCCCGCAUGGCGUCGGACACAGUCUCGGCCUCGACGUACACGACGUGCCCAGCGCGAGCAAGCCUGAGGUGAACCCCACCAUCAAGCUCGAUGGCAUUGGGCACCCCGACUUCUACCGUUACCUGCGGCUCAGGCUACCACUUGCGGAGAACAUGGUGGUGACCGUGGAGCCCGGCAUCUACUUCUCGCCACACUUACUUACGGCGGUGCGCGACUCCCCGCUCAUCAACCACGGCGUGCUUGCCAAAUACGAGAGCGUCGGUGGUGUGCGCAUCGAGGAUGUUGUGGUUAUCACCCAGAGCGGCUUCGAGAACCUGACCACUGUCAAGAGCGAGCGCAAGUGGAUUGAAGCGGUCUGCAGUGGUGAGCUGUAAACGACUCCAGAGGUACAAAGCGAAUGUGUACAAUCAAUGUAUUUUUAUCCUGUCUGGAAUGUGCUGCUAGUGGUAUAACAGAGGUGCCAUAACCGAUUUGCUUGUUCGUGCGUGCCACCGAUACCCACACAUCCGAGGUACACUCAAUAAUACGAUCUUCCGCUUGCCUUCAUCUCCUCAAAAGCCUCCAUAUACUUAUUUGUGUGCUUGCUACGUCGAUGAGCCUGCUCACCGUCAGGAUACUCCACCUGAGUAUCUGAACGGCCGAGGUCCUGAGAGACAAGUUUGCCGGUUUCUGUGUGGUUCGUUUGGAGAACACCCCACUUCACCACUGUCAAGCAUGAUGUUCGCUCUUCAACUACUUCGGCCACAAUCCAAUGUUCCGGCCGUGUCUUGUUAAUGCCCACCAGGGUGUAGGAUACAUGAGGCGGGAGCACCCCGUGCAUUCCCGCCGCUCGGACUACAGCCGACUUGUCCACCUCGUCGAACCGGAGCCCGAGUUCGUUCGCCACGCCGGUGCAGGUGGUAUCAUCGGAUUUUCGCACGAUGCGACAUGGUCCAAGAGCGUAUGUGGAAUGCUUAUAGGUCGCUGCCUCCUCCGUGUAGAGUUGUAACUGGUUUACGAGUCGGAGCGUCUGGCUGCCCCGUGGCAUGUAGAUCGGAGGCGGUAGAGCAGGUUCGCGCUCCAGGUACGCGCUCCAGGUACGCCUUCCAGGAGUUCCAAAGCCCAAAGGGCCUGUCAACCGCUUACUGAAGAAAGAGGAGCGUGCGGUUUUCUGCCGGCAUGUGUUUUGAUCAGGAGCAUCCGCGCCGCCUCUGCGGAGAUGUUCAUCUCGUAUAGCGGCAGCGUCUCGCAUCCGAGAUAGUACGCAAGGCCGGCGAUCCUGUCCAGCUCGUUGCUGCAGCUGCGGGCCUUCAGCGAUUGGAUGAGAUCUGUCCCGUCGCUCUGGUUGCCUAUGCUCCACAGGAGGCGGUCCAGAAGGGUGAAGAAUGCAUCGGCAUCAGGAGAAGGUUUGCCCGUCAGUCCUCCAGGCAACCAACUUCCGACGGUCUCCUGCAGGGCCCAAACUCUGUUAAACCAAUGUCGAUCUGAGGUUAGGAGGUGUGGUGAUGGAUCAAACGGCAGUCCAGGACCGUUGAAAUAGGUGACACAUGUCCUGUGCACCAGUUUCCUAGGCCGUAUCCAGUGUGUAGGUCUGUAAAUUCAGCCGAUAGUAGGGACGUCGAGCUUCCACUGCUCAAGACGUUGAGGCUCGUCGUCUGCGCGGCCUUCUUGUCUCAGACACAAGACGUCCACCCAGACAUACGUCGCGCCCAGAUUUAGCAGCUCGACGUGGAUGUGCUCUGUCGCGCGGGAUUGGGACAGGCCACUGCCGACCGUUGAUGUUUGUCCACACCGACUUAUGCCCAGCAUCGGCUACCCAGCCGUGCGACACAGCCCAAAUGUUGCUAGGAAUCUGGUUGACGACUAUGUUUUCCCGCCGUGGCACAGCGUGAAGGGGAAGGACCUGGUUGCUGCACAAGUCCCACACACGCAGGGGCGGGAUGUUAGAGUUUUGGACGCAAGAGUCUGAUAUAGCGGCGCGUCUAAGAUCAUCGAGAUCCGUCUUGCGGUCCCCCAUCCAUCGUAGGACUUCUGCGUGGUCGUAGUAACUCCACCACGGACGCAUGUAACCGUAUGCUUCGCCGAAGUCUCGGGAGAUACGGAGAGUAUGUUCGAGGCGGUCCUUGAGGCCACGAUUAUUUAGAGUGUAUGUUGUACCGAGCACGUGGUUGAGACGAUGGAGAAGGUCGUCGACGGACAUAUCAGAGCAUUCGGCGAGGUCAUCGGGAAUGGCGUGAGGGUCCACAUGGACCCACUGAAAAGGGACAGAAGAGCGCUGCUCUGGCUUGAGAGCAAAGGUGGCUGGCCCGGUCGAUCUGAAAAGGACCUCUUCGGGGAUAGUACCUGACAUAGCGGGUUGUGCCACCCCCAGACAUUCAGUCGGUUAAGCUCCCCUUUGACCGGGGAGGGAACCGUAUCGUCGUCCAAGUAGAGAUACGUCCCUUCGUCCGGGAAGGGAACCGAAUCUUCGUCCGAGGGAACCGACUCUUGGUCCAGGGAGGAAAACGUGCCUUGGUCCAAGGAGAUAACCAUCCGAGUCCGCUCUUGAACGAAGGUAGGAAUCCUCGUCUCUCCGCUGCUCUUGUUUCCCCACGGAGCACCCUCAGAGAGGACAUCGGUCGAUGUUCCCUCCAAGCUGAAGCGUCGGCUCAUUGGCGAAGGACUAGCGACUGCCUAAGCACCACAUCAGCAUGGGCUGCAAAAAAAAA